This is a messenger RNA of Poecilia latipinna (sailfin molly), 1797 nucleotides long. It is a transcript of the gene cldn10e, whose product is annotated as claudin 10e. NCBI's taxonomy places the organism in Eukaryota, Metazoa, Chordata, Actinopteri, Cyprinodontiformes, Poeciliidae. The transcript is spliced from 5 exons. The record is from RefSeq and is a predicted model, not a curated record. The coding region runs from base 385 to 1452 and encodes 355 amino acids. Gene Ontology annotation, cellular component: bicellular tight junction; membrane. Gene Ontology annotation, molecular function: structural molecule activity.
UAAGGCAAAACUAUUUUAAGAUAAUUUUGUCUUAUUUUGGACAUAUUCCUGAAUCUGCAAGAAAUUUGAGUAGAUACAUUAAGUUCUGUGUAACCUGAUAUUUGCUUGGUUAAGUGGUUUUAGUCUAGAUUCUAAUCUGGCCGUUUUCAGCAGUGGCUUCUGGGAACCAGAGUGAAUUCUGUCUCCCACCCACAUUUUAUGAAACACCUGAUCUGGUAAACACUCCUGCACUGCAUCAGACCAAUUCACCUGCUCGACUUUCUUUGAAGACUCAUUGGGCAGGGGACCGACCACAUAAUCUGGAGAAUAAACCCUAAACAUUGGAGACGGUAAACAUUGCUGGAUGAGAAAUCUAGAAGGAAACCCACCUGCAGAGGCCUAAAAAUGAAGAUCAGAGUGGUCCAAAUCUGGGGAUUUUUAAUGACCGUGUUAGGCUGGAUCUUUGUGGCCUGCACCAUGGCUAUGGAGGGCUGGAAGAUAGCCUCAGUUGGUGGUAUGGGUGGUUCGUCCAUCAUCAAAGUGGCAUGGCACUGGUCCAGCUUAUGGAGAAAAUGCUUCACUGAUUCAACUGCCGUCAGUAAUUGCUAUGAUUUCCCUGUGCUGUGGUCUGUGGACGGGUACGUUCAAAUAGUGCGAGGCCUACUGAUGGGAGCCCUUUCUCUGGGUAUGCUGGGGUUCAUACUCAGCCUGCUGGGUAUGGAAUGCACCCAUAUUGGGGGUAAAGACCCUUCAAAGUACAAGAAGAUCUUUACGGGUGGAUUGUGCCACAUCAUCAGUGGUGCAUUGUCCACAUGUGGGUAUGCCGUGUAUUCAGAGUACGUCAUGAUCGAAAACAUCGAUGUUCAGCUGAUUGGACUCGAGUAUGGCCUUGGCACUCCGAUGUUCCUUGGCUGGGUGGGCUCAGCCUUUCACAUGACUGGUGGUUUUUUCUAUCUGUGGUCCGUAUGCACGCCGCUCUGUGGAAGAGGAGAAAGGGUAAUUAAGAUAAAACCACAGCCAGACCUGGAGAAAAACAAGCCCACCACAGCUUCUUCUGCCGUAUCAGAGGUCACCUCCAAUACCAAACUGUCGUCCAUCUCUAAGCUUUCAUCCCGGUCCGAGCGUUCGGAUGUAUCCUCCUUGGCUUCCAAAUCGACACACACAUCCAAAUCUGGGCGUACGGCCAUGUCGGGACGGACCCCAAGAUCAAAUGGAAACUCCGAAUAUGGUUCGGGAUCCAGAACAGGAUCUGAGUUUCAGUCAGGCCUGUCCUCAGAGUCCAGCCUGUCUACACUGUCGGAAUCAAGGAGCAGCAGUCGGAGCAGCGGCAGCAGUCGGAGCAGCGGCAGCAGUCGGAGCAGCGGAAGCAGUCAAAGAAGCAGCCACAGCAGUCGAAGCAGCCGCACAGUGUCCUCUCUGUCUGGCAGUUUGAGAAGCGGAAAUACACCGUUUGUCAAAAACUCCUACAUUUGAUCAGAUAAAUUAAAAUGUCGAAUGUCAAAAUUACUACAUAAACAACUCUGCAAAUGUUUCUGACAUAAAGAAAAUUCUGAUUAAGUUACCAGAUGCAAGCUAACUGAAUCAUUAGCUUAUGAAUGUUAGCCAUUUUAUGUUAAGCAGAUUUGAGUUUUAUUUUAACGCUGCACUCCAAAAAUUGUUUGGCCUUCCCUUGACUUUUUAAUGGUAUGUUCCCUUUAAAUACUGACACAUUAUUGAUCUUUCAGUCACGAAUACAAUAAAAAUGCCUCUUGAUGUCACAAAUCCAACUGUGUAAGUUAGUAUGUUCCUACAAUCAGUGUCCAAUAUGGCUGCCGCACA